Messenger RNA from Mus caroli (Ryukyu mouse), 5777 nucleotides. It is a transcript of the gene Tbc1d5, whose product is annotated as TBC1 domain family member 5. Gene Ontology annotation, biological process: activation of GTPase activity. NCBI's taxonomy places the organism in Eukaryota, Metazoa, Chordata, Mammalia, Rodentia, Muridae. The record is from RefSeq and is a predicted model, not a curated record. Gene Ontology annotation, molecular function: GTPase activator activity.
CCCGUGGCUCACCCGCUGGCUCGUCCCAGGCCCGGGCGCGCGCCUGCGCACGGGUCCCCGGGCGCGCGGGGUUACUAGAGGUGGAGCGCCGGGAGGGCGCGCAGCAGGAGGCGGACGCCGUUACGGAGGGAGCGUGGUCACGUGGCCGCUGGUCACCGCCGCCACCUCCCGCCCCAUUCUCUUGCUGGUCGGGCCAGGCCCGGCGUGUUCCACGAGAGCCCGGCAGACUGACGGGGAGAGAGAGUGAGAGAGAGAGCGAGAUAAAGAGAGGAGAGAGACAGAGAGACAGAGAGAGAGAAAGGAGGGGAGGAGGAUUCAGGGAAUAGGAGCUGGGGAGCCCUGCUGCGCUACAGAACAUUUCUAAUGACUUGGUGAAGAUAGGAAAACCGUCGGAAAGGCUGAAGUACUGUCAAACUGCAAUUACUUCGGUGACUGUCUCCACUCUAUGCAAUGUAUAAGUCUGUGUCUGAAACUAGACAUCCUCUGCAGUCAGAAGAACAAGAAGUAGGCAUUGAUCCCUUGUUCAGUUAUUCAAAUAAAACAAGAGGAGAUCCAAGUCAAAAUGGAAGAGGAGCAAAUUCUACCUUAGACACCGAAGGGACGUUCAAUUCAUAUAUGAAAGAAUGGGAAGAACUAUUUGUAAACAACAAUUACUUGGCAACAGUAAGACAGAAGGGGAUUAAUGGGCAGCUGAGAAGCAGCAGGUUCCGCAGCAUUUGCUGGAAGCUCUUUCUUUGUGUUCUUCCUCAAGAUAAAAGUCAGUGGAUAAGUAAAAUUAAAGAACUAAGAGCCUGGUAUAGCAGUAUUAAAGAAAUACACAUCACUAAUCCAAGGAAAGCUGUUGGCCAACAGGACCUGAUGAUCAACAAUCCCCUUUCACAAGAUGAAGGAAGUCUUUGGAACAAGUUCUUUCAAGAUAAAGAACUACGGACCAUGAUUGAGCAAGAUGUCAAAAGAACGUUUCCUGAAAUGCAGUUUUUCCAACAAGAAAAUGUGAGAAAAAUUCUUACAGAUGUUCUGUUCUGUUAUGCAAGAGAGAACGAGCAGUUGCUUUACAAACAGGGUAUGCAUGAGCUACUAGCGCCUAUCAUCUUUACCCUUCACUGUGACCACCAAGCUUUUCUACAUGCCAGUGAGUCUGCACAGCCCAGUGAGGAAAUGAAAACUCUCUUGAACCCUGAGUAUCUGGAGCAUGAUGCCUAUGCAAUGUUCUCACAGCUUAUGGAAACUGCUGAACCUUGGUUUUCUACAUUUGAGCAUGAUGGUCAAAAGGGAAAAGAAACUCUGAUGGCCCCCAUUCCCUUUGCUCGACCACAGGAUUUAGGGCCAACAGUUGCCAUUGUUACAAAAGUCAACCAGAUCCAGGACCAUCUACUGAAGAAACAUGAUAUUGAGCUCUACAUGCACUUGAACAGACUAGAAAUUGCACCACAAAUAUAUGGGUUACGAUGGGUGCGGCUGCUGUUUGGCAGAGAGUUCCCUCUGCAGGACCUGCUGGUGGUCUGGGAUGCCCUGUUUGCGGAUAGCCUCAAUCUGAGCUUAGUCGACUAUGUCUUCACAGCCAUGCUACUCUAUAUCCGAGAUGCUUUGAUUUCUAGUAACUAUCAGACCUGUCUUGGCCUUCUGAUGCAUUAUCCAAUCAUCGGGGACAUACACUCACUGAUACUGAAGGCCCUGUUCCUUAGAGACCCAAAGAGAAAUCCAAGGCCAGUGACUUACCAGUUCCACCCCAACUUAGACUACUACAAAGCACGGGGAGCCGACCUUAUGAACAAAAGCCGGACCAAUGCCAGAGGUGCUCCCUUGAAUAUCCACAAGGUCUCCAACAGCUUGAUUAACUUUGGAAGAAAGCUGAUUUCCCCAGCCUCAGCUCCGGGCAGUAUGGGAGGCCCUGUACCUGGGAACAACAGCAGCAGUUCCUUCUCUGCUGCCAUCCCCACCAAGACCUCCACAGAAGCCCCAAGGCAUCAUUUGCUGCAGCAGCAACAGCAACAGCAGCAGCAGCACCCCCAGCAGCAGCAGCAGCAACUGCAGCAGCAGCAGCAACAGCAGCAGCAGAGACUGAUGAAAUCUGAAAGCAUGCCGGUACAAUUGAACAAAGGCGACGUAGUUACAGGAAGCGAUGCUCAGGUUUCUGUUCCUGUCCAGGCUCUAACUGACCUCCAAGGGCAAAAUUCGAAAACCAUCAGUUCAUCUCCAAGCAUCGAGAGUUUGCCUGGGGGAAGAGAAUCCACUGGCUCUCCACCUCCAUCCGCUACUAAAAAGGAUUCCUUUUUCAGCAACAUCGCACGUUCCCGUUCACACAGCAAAACCAUGGGCAGGAAAGAAUCUGAAGAAGAACUAGAGGCCCAGAUCUCCUUCCUACAAGGCCAGCUGAAUGACCUGGAUGCCAUGUGCAAGUACUGUGCAAAGGUCAUGGACAUGCAUCUUGUAAACAUCCAAGAUGUGGUAUUACAAGAGAAUUUGGAAAAAGAAGAUCAAAUUCUGGUGUCCUUGGCAGGAUUAAAACAGAUCAAAGACAUCCUGAAAGGUUCCCUGCGCUUCAAUCAGAGCCAGCUGGAGGCUGAAGAGAAUGAGCAGAUUACCAUCGCUGACGACCACUACUGCUCCAGUGGCCAGGACCAGGGCAGCCAAGUUCCUAGGGCCUCCAAGCAGGCCUCUUCAGAGAUGCCAGGGUGCACAGGUGGAGCAACCCCAGAUGACUUCAUUCUGGUUUCCAAAGAAAAUGAGGGGCACCGUGCCAGGGGGGCCUUCUCAGGCCAGGCCCAACCUCUUCUCACCCUCAGAAGCACAUCUGGGAAAAGCCGAGCCCCAGCCUGCUCCCCACUACUGUUCUCAGACCCACUGAUGGGCCCAGCCUCAGCCUCAGCCUCCUCCAGCAACCCCAGCUCCAGCCCCGAUGAUGACAGCAGCAAGGAGUCUGGUUUCACCAUUGUGAGCCCCUUGGACAUCUGAGCACAGGGCCCCACUGGCUGACACCCUGCUGAACCAGUGUCUUUUUCCCAGCAUGCAUUUGGCAUUGGUUCAACCCACUGGAACUCUUUACAAAAAGAGGCAACUAUGCUUCUUUCAAUGCACUAUGUUUACCAAAAUGCAGAUAGAGGUUUCCAGACCCUUACCUGACCCUGUGACCCUUGUUCCAAUUAGAGCCAGGUCAGGUCCCCAGCUCCAUACCCACCGUCAGACACAGCAGACCACAUCAGAGCCACAUGUCUUCCGUCCUGUCCUCCCCAGCAGCUCUGCCAGUUUACACUCAGAAGGAAAAGUUGGUUUCAUGACUUCCCCUUAUCAAAAGCUUCAGCCACAGGGAACUUGUUGAUACUGCGUGAAAUCUGGCAGACAGUCUCAAUCCUGCCUUGGAAGCCCAACAUGCCACACAGAGGGAGCAGAGCGGGUGGCUCCCAGGGCUGGAGUCAGAGUGAAUUGUAGGAGCAGGGUCUCAGAUUAGGAAUCAGAUUCUUGUUUGACACAAAUACAGUUCUGGACCCUGGGCUUCCUAAGCUUCAGCCACCACUGUUCCUCCUUGAACAACUGGAUUUCUCCUUCCAAAGUCCCCAACAGCCGGGAGUGCAGUGGCUCCCGCCAGUCUGCGCUGAGAUGGUUUUAAGAGUCACAGGACUAACAUCCUUGAAUUGGAGAAAUGUGUCCAGAGCUCUCCGGUCAGGUCUCUGAGCAUGUUUCAGAGCUACAGUGGCCUGUUAAACGAGGAGCACAGAGGAAAACCACAUUCACACAACCCAGAGUCAGGCCUCCCGGGAAUUAGACCUGGAGUUCCUUCUGUGGGAGCAGGCUUCCUGUAGAGCAUUCCAGGUGCCACAAAAUACAGGGCUCCUAUUCAACCCCAACACCCCAUUCUUGGAGCUCAGCUGCAAACUCUGCAUCCAGACACUCCAAGGAUGGGCCUACCUGCCUCGGGGCCCCUGCCUGGGCUGGUAUACAUGAGACACCUCCCCAUCUAUUGGCCCAGUACAGAGCUGUAUUGGACACAAAGCUAGGGACAAUGGAAAUGGUGGAUAGAUAUAGCAUCUGUUAGAUGUCACCUCUGCCUUCUGUCCUCUCAGAGAGCAGCUGGGCCUCUGGGCAGUGCCCCACCCAUUAAUAGCAUUGUAAUUCUCUACAGACAGGAAUGCAAUGUCAGGAUGCUCUGCAGGCUUCUCCUUAGCUGUACUACAUAGCAGGGCUGGUGGCUCGCUUACAUGAUGGCGGGGCUCAGUCAUGGCCUCAUGAAUUCUACCCCCUGCCCCUGACCAGUCCUCUCAGCAUUCUGAGGAGCCUGCUUGCAUACAUGUCCCAUGAAGCUGCUCUAUAAGAACCAGGGCCACAAUCUAUCCCCUGAUGGAAGGCUUCCAGCAACCAUUCCACUUAAAGCCUUGACUUAACAGUGUCAGUACCUUAGAUCUAGUAUGGGAAGUAUUGACUGAUCCAUCCAGGUCUGGGACAGUGCCAGCCAUGUCUGUCACCGCUGAGCCCUGUCCCCAGCAUUUCCUUUGCAUUGAGAAUAAGGUCAAUAGAUAACUAUCACUGGCUACCCACCAGGCCAAGAAGGUGAUAGGCUGACCCAUUACCAUUUGAAUGGACAUUUCAUAAUCCCUCGACCUCCCUGCCCUGCCCAUGCCCGUGCUGUGCCCCGCUCCUGUGCUUGUGUGGGUGCCACAUAAGAACCCCAGGUUCACACUGAGAUGUGUCUAUGGUCCCUAGUCAGGCCACUCUCUCCUUGGAAGAACCAAGGAUGGAAAGAGCUCUUCGCUAAGUGACUCUGUUCUUCGUUGGUGAACAUUGCUUCCCUUGGUUACCUACACUGCUGGUUUGGGAUGCAUUCCGUCCCUGUUAUUUUAUCAGGUACUUCUCUCUAAUUGUACAUUUUAAAGUCCUGGGUAUAUAGAACCUUUAUCUUUAACCAUAUGGUAAUCAUCAGUUUUAAUCUCUCACAUUUUGAUUAUAGCAGCUAAUACAGUUUUAUACAAGCCAAGCUUAGAUUAAGCCCCACUGUCGUCUGCUUUUUUAUACACAUUUCUGUAUUUCGUGCAGUCCUCUCUGAUCAGAUUGGAAGUGUGAAGUAACACAUACCUGUGUGCUACAGAGGAUCAGUUCAGUGCCUCGGUUCAGUUCUCGGGAACUUCCUGCCUUAGCUUGGCAAGAUGACCUUCUGCUCUGCACUAACUGCAACUUGAAGUCACCACACUGCUGCUGAGUAUAACUCUGGAGGGCAGCUGCCUCCCCGGAGCCCAGUUCUUGUAGGGGUGAAUCCCCUCCGCAUGGGUUGGCUGUGCUGGCCAACCUUGCCAGCCAUGUCUUUAGUGUCAGAAAGGCUGAACAAAUGCCAAAACUCUAGCAUAACCUGCUGUUCAGUGCAGGUUGCUUUGCUUGCUAAAAGCUCUCCCAGUGGCCACUAAAGACAAAGUGGGGAGCACCUAUGGCCCUGCAUUGGCCAGUGCCAUCUCCCUUCCCUGCCCUGGAACUGCUAGGAAAUGAGAGCUGGGGAAGAGGCCAUGUGCGUGGAGAGCUGUGGCCCAGGCUCUUCACAGAUCACAUGGCCUCCUCCAUGCUAGGCCCAAGAGCUGCUUCUCUCUUGUUGGAAAGAGGUGUCGUUCCUAUAACCAGGCUGGUGUGGAAGUUUUCCUUCGGUGCAUGAGGCUCGGCUCAUCUAGUUGAUGUGCCAGCAGUGCCAACAAUGUCCUCACGAGCCUUGGUGCCGGAGCUCAUACUGAUGUAGGAAAUGCCUCCUUUGGCAGAGCGAGCCCACUUGUGUACGAAUAAAGAACUACUGAGAACUGGGA